AUGAAAGAAACAAUGAACCAAGAGAAACUUGCCAAACUGCAUGUUCAAAUACUCAUCGGUGGGAGAGGAACUGUUCGCAGAAAGAAGGUGGUGGUUCAUAGGACAGCUAUAGCAGAUGAUAAAAACAAAACAAAAAACUUUCAGUUCUCCCUGAAGAAGUUAGGAGUAAACAAUAUCUCUGGCAUUGAGGAGGUGAAUAUGUUCACAAACCAAGGAACAGUGAUCUACUUCAAGAACCCUGAAGUUCAGGCAUCCCUGGAAGCAAACACUUGCACCAUUACAGGUAAUGCUGAGACAAAGCAACUGGCAGAAAUGCUUCCCAGCAUCUUAAACCAGCUUGGUACAGACAGACUGAGUAGUUUAAGGAGACUGGCUGAAGCUUUGCCCAAACAAUCUGUGGAUGGAAAAACACCACUUGCUCCUGGAGAGAAUGAUGACGAUGAAGUUCUCAUGAAUCUCGUGGAGAAUUUUGACAAGGCUUCCAAGAAUGAUGUCAAACUGAUUGUGUCAACUUCUGAAGAAAACUUGAAAAAAAUUAUUGGGAGUUGCUAUUUUAUCAUUAUGACUACCCUUUAA
This is a messenger RNA of Suncus etruscus (white-toothed pygmy shrew), 576 nucleotides long. RefSeq names its product transcription factor BTF3-like. Gene Ontology annotation, cellular component: nascent polypeptide-associated complex; cytosol. The record is from RefSeq and is a predicted model, not a curated record. NCBI's taxonomy places the organism in Eukaryota, Metazoa, Chordata, Mammalia, Eulipotyphla, Soricidae.